This is a messenger RNA of Alternaria conjuncta, 1461 nucleotides long. RefSeq lists its product as uncharacterized. Lineage: Eukaryota; Fungi; Ascomycota; Dothideomycetes; Pleosporales; Pleosporaceae. The coding region runs from base 1 to 1461 and encodes 486 amino acids. The record is from RefSeq and is a predicted model, not a curated record. The transcript has 2 exons.
AUGGCAUACCCAAAUGGAAUCGAUGAACGAUGGACCAAUGCAGGGUGCGGCGCAGAAGCUACAUUGAAGCGCAUCAUGUGCUACCAAGACGCUGUAAGACACUAUGCCGAAGCAGUACAGUCUUACGGUCGUAUAAAAGCCUGGAAUCCGGAUUACCAAGGUUUCAUGGACGCAAUGCACGAUUGCCUGCUAGAUGAGGGCAUUCCUAAGGAGCUACUCGUGCAUCUAGAGCAGGUACUAGUCAGGCUUUGUGACGAGCAGUUCUGGGGAAACAAUGAUGUUGGCAAGGAACCGGUAUCACAAGAGCAAGUCCAGCUGUUUCUUGCACAGUACGCCGAAGCCGACAAGUCCGAGACCAAAGAGGAUGUACCUGCCUGGUCACGACUUCCCCCCGCACGCCCGUUCGAUAUCAGCAUGAUUAAGCAUGUUCAAAGAGAAGAAGAUGAUAACUCGGAUAUAUUGGACGGAAGCAUCCCGUCUGAUGACGAUAUGGUUUCUGACGAGCAACUUGAAGACGACAUGCUUGAAGACGACAUGCUUGAGGACGACUUGCUUGAGGACGACUUGCUUGAGGAAGAUAUUCUUGAGCAUAUCAGACUUCUUGAGCAGGAGAGAAUUCAUCUCGAGUAUCAUCGAAAACGGGAGAGAGAAUUUGCCUUCCAAAAGCACCGAGACCACAUCGCCAAGUGGACAGCCCUGGCUCAAUGGAACAAUGACGAGAUUGCACAAGGCAGAGAGCACCCUGUGGGAGACAUAACCGGUGAAUGGGCUCUCUACUCCGAUGUGCACCUUCAGAUCCAGCUGGAUAAGUGCGAGGACAUGAAAGAGCUGAAUCUCACGCGCGGGAAGCUUUUGAUACGAGAUAUCGUCGGCGGUCUUGGGUAUGAGCUGGUGUUCAAAAUGCCUUACCCUUCCGAAACACCAGGUUUGGAUUUCAACAUACCAAAGAUUAGUGUUCCUUCCACAGUCGCUUCGGGAACGCAUUUCUAUUGCGAUGAGCCGGACACUCCCAAGCAAUACCUUCAAUUCCUGGGCAACGGUUAUCUUGGUCUAAGUAUACCAGCAUAUGUGGUCGGAGGCGAGGGCAACGAGCUCAUCAAUUUCUUUGCUGUCUCACGCACCAAGGACAGGCAUACCCGCGAAAUGGAGUGGGCGAAAGAGGAUGAUCGAUGGGAGUACCAAGGGUCUUACAAAGAGGGCGACUCUGACCCUGAAGAGUUUUUCUGUUCUGCCGAGCAUAUGGGGGAGAAGUGUCCCAUUGAGGACUGCCCGAAGCAUGAUUUGGAAUUGAGGGCGCAGCUUGAGGAGCGAAACCGAAUGGCCUGUAUCGAUCCUGGACCUCGGAGAGUCUACCAGAGCCCGGGUUGGAUAGCUCUUUUCGGCACAAGGACGGGGGUUAUUAGACCGCACGAGACGCCAGGCCACCUAUGUAGGAUUAGCUUGGCUCAACAGACUCAUUGA